UAAGUUUUGUUUUCAUUUAUUUUUUUUUGAUUUUAAUUUAUCAAAUACUUUUUAAUAUUAAUUUAUUAGUUUAAAUAAAUGCAGUUAGUUAUUCUGUUACAUAAAUAAUGAGUGAAGAACAAACUUUAUCAGUUUCAAAGGGGGUUUUUGUAUUUAAAAAUGGAAUUAAAGCAGCCUCCAAAAGGUCGAAGAGCAAAAAACAUGCUGGAACAUCCCUGACACUUCUCUCCAAAAACCCAUGGUAUAGAUCAUACAGUCAGUUAUGGACAAACCUUGAGUCUCAAAUCGAAGAGUUAAACAAUGAAAUGUUCUCUACAGUGCUCAGCAACUUAGUGGAAUUUGUUGGGAGAUCAUACAGAAAUGUGGAGACUGAAAUACCGGCAGCAGCUUUAUUGACUGGUAUCAACAUGCCUGAUCACAGAGCCCAAUUUACGGCCCUAUCCAAGCAGAUUAAAGAGCAGGUCUCACCACAUGUUGCAUGUUUAUAUGGGCAAGACUGUCAGAAUUUAAAAUAUCUUGUUGAGAACAUGAUUAAUCAGUUUGUGAAUGAUGAUAGAUGUGCUGAUGAUUUUGAUGAGGAAGACAUGGAGGUAGACAAUAAAAACGUUCAUAUAAAAAAAAGUCAGUUCAGCUUUUCCUUGCUCCAAUCCUGGUAUGAGGAACUGUAUCCUGUGGCAACACCAAAAAAAGUAUUGGUUGUGAUAAUUCCAGAUUUUGAAAGCUUCAAUCCUAAGGCCUUGCAAGACUUUAUAUUGAUUGCAAGUUCUUAUUUGAAUGUUUUGCCAUUUGUCAUAGUAUUUGGUAUAGCCACAUCUAUAACAACACUUCACACAUCUUUACCUUACAGAGUUUCCUCCAGACUGAAUGUACAAGUUUUCAAUUCAAAAUCAUCAACUGAGUAUUUAAAUAAAGUUUUGGAAGAUGUUUUUUUUACUUUAGACUGCCCAUUUCAACUAGGAGGGAAAGUCUUUAAUCUUUUUACAGACAUAUUUUUGUUUUAUGACUUUUCUGUUAGUGGAUUUAUACAAAAUAUAAAAUAUGCAAUGAUGGAGCAUUUCAGUUAUGGCAAUGCCAUGGCUUUGUGUAAUGAAUCAAAAAAGGAAAUUAAGAAGAUAAUCAAAGAAUAUACUCAUGAAGACUGUGAAAAUGUCAGAAGGCUUUUGUCUUUUAGACGACUUGUUGAAAGUGAAAGCUAUGAAAAUCAAAUAAAACUCCUUACUGAUGAUGAGUACUUUAAAACAGUUUUGGAGGAUGAGGUUUCCAAGCUGAAAAAAUACAUUAGAAGGCUACAUAUCUUUUUAAAAGCUCUUUGGGUUUUAGUUAAUGAUCUACCAAAAGCACCACUAGGAAAGCAUUUAAGGGAGUUAUACUCAAUAGCAACGUCAAAAAACAUAACGAAAACGCAAGAGUAUAAAGAAUGUUUUCAGCUCCUCAACUUCCAGUCCAAAGAAGAGUUGUGCAAAAAAAUUGGGCUGGUCGUUGAAAGCAUUUCCAGCGUGAUUAACUUGUCAUACAACAAGCCUAACAAAUUGCAGGAAUUUGCACUAACACUGCAACAAUUCAAAGAUGAAAUGAAUGCUGUCAAUGAUAAUGAUGAUGAUUAUGAGGAUGUAGAAGUUCUGAACGAUGUGACGAACAACGACGAACAACUUUCCGGCCAAAUGGACCGCAAACAAUUAAAACAAAAAUUGUUGGGUAUGUCGAAACAACCCACGAAACAACUCAAUAGAUACGAAAAGAUGCGACUAAAGGUUUUGUCAUACAUUUCGGAAACAUUCUCGGGAUACCUGACUGAACCUUCGUCUAUGAUUUUUUACGAGAUAUUUUUCUUCAACGACAUGUCGAUUCGGUCCCACAUAAUCGGGGAACACAGAUCUGCCAUACAUUCUGCCCUAAACCAUCCUCAUUACUACCUACAAUGCAACUGCUGCGACGUUCCUGAAACAGCCAUUCGUUCUUGCAUGCCUGACAUUUCUAUAGCCUACAAACUACACUUGGAGUGUGGCAAGAUGAUCAAUUUGUAUGACUGGUUGCAAGCAUUCUUGAGCAUCGUGGAUCCCAACGACGUGGACGAUGAAAGUAAACGAAUUGUCCGGCCUGAAUUGCAGGCCCGGUUUACGCAAGCGGUGCAGGAAUUGGAGUUCCUUGGGUUCAUCAAGAGCUCCAAAAGGAAAGCGGAUCACGUCACACGUACCACAUGGGGUGGGUGACACUCUUAGGAUAAUAAUUUAUUGUCGCUUUUAUUUAAUAAAAUGUUUUUUACUGAAAA
Molecule: messenger RNA, 2269 nt
Organism: Aethina tumida (small hive beetle)
Lineage: Eukaryota; Metazoa; Arthropoda; Insecta; Coleoptera; Nitidulidae
Gene: Orc3
Product: origin recognition complex subunit 3
Exons: 9
Coding region: 108-2210 (700 amino acids)
Biological process (GO): DNA replication initiation; DNA replication
Cellular component (GO): DNA replication preinitiation complex; nuclear pre-replicative complex; nuclear origin of replication recognition complex
Molecular function (GO): DNA replication origin binding
Source: RefSeq, a predicted model, not a curated record